Molecule: messenger RNA, 423 nt
Organism: Penicillium macrosclerotiorum
Lineage: Eukaryota; Fungi; Ascomycota; Eurotiomycetes; Eurotiales; Aspergillaceae
Exons: 1
Coding region: 1-423 (140 amino acids)
Molecular function (GO): protein binding
Source: RefSeq, a predicted model, not a curated record
AUGUCUUCCACCAGACCCAUGACAGACCUGUUGGAUCUUCCCUCGGAGCUGCACAUGCAGAUUGCCUCUUUUCUCAACUACCCUGACGCACUCGCUCUGAAACAUACCUGCCGCCACUUCUACGGAAUGGUUUACACCGGCGUCCACUUGAAAGUGGACUGGCUGGUUGAGCGAUUCGAGCGCAAACUCGACUGUCCUAUGGAAGAAUGCUCCUUUCGCACCGAUGAGGCCUUCUGUAACAAGCGCAUUCGCCGAAUCAUGGAGCGUCGCCGGUGGCAUCUCGAGUGUCGUCCCACCCCAGGUGGCUGCUGGGUGGUUGAGGGCCGAACGUGUCAGACCGACUUGGUGUCUUCGUGGAUCAAGAGACAAGGGCCACGAAAGGUUGCUAAGUCACUGCGGACCAUCGGCCAUGAAGGCUUGUGA